CAGCAGAUUGUGUGUGUGCUGUCCGUCACUAUGAUCAGGUUGUGUUGUAAACGAGUGUGUUUGACCCCCAUGUUUGCAGUGCAUUAUGGGUGUGUUGACAGAUGUUCACACCUGAGGAGAGCGUGUGAGGUCAGAGGUCAGAGCCUUCAUCCGUCUGUCUGUCUGUAGCACACAUCUGUAUCCUGUCUGUCUCACAGCACCUGUCUGUCUCUCCGUCUCACACCCGUCCAGAAAAACAUCAUUGUUUCAGUUCAGCUUAUCUCUGCUCUCCCAAAUAUCCUGUUUCUUCGAGCUGCGCGUCCAGAACCAAUAGAAAGCUCUUCCUCCUGCGGGCUGACUUCACUUCCAGCUUUAGCACAAUCUCAUCCGCUCCAAACCGUGCUCGGCAGAACCGUGACUCACACGCGCCACCGUAAACACACAGACACACAGAGCGGCGUGAGGACGGCCCGUCCUGCUCCAGCAUGGCCAGCACCAUCAAGGAGGCGCUGUCGGUGGUGAGUGAGGAUCAGUCUUUAUUCGAGUGUUCGUACGGAGCGCCUCAUUCUAAGACGGACAUGACGGCCUCCGCCGCCGGCGAGUACGGCCCAAGCAAACUCAGCCCCAGAAUGCAUCAGCAGGACUGGCUGGCUCCGCCCACCGGACGCGUCACCGUCAAGCUGGAGUGCGGCGCGGGAUCCAGAGCCUCUCCUGAUGUGUGUGCUGCGGUGAAGGGUAAGAUCUCUCCAGUGAUGUACAGCAGCUAUAUGGAGGACAAGCACGCGCCGCCCAACAUGACCACCAGUGAGCGCAGAGUGAUCGUCCCUGCAGGUGCCACACGCUUCUCUAAAGACUGCUGUUUCUCAGCUCCACUUCCUCACUUGACUUCAGAUGAUGUUGACAAAGCCUUGCAAAACUCCCCGCGGUUAAUGCAUGCUCGUAAUACAGGAGGAGCCAGCUUCAUCUUCCCAAACACCUCCGUCUUCCCUCCAGACGCCAGCAGAGGACCCAGCCGAGCAGACGUGAGUUUCGACGCCAGGCGCUCUGGAUGGACUCAGCCGGCGUCUGCAGCUAAAGUUUCUCAGAGUUCUGCUGCCAUCAUGACCAAAACCGAAGAGCAGAGAGCUCAGUUAGAUCCAUAUCAGAUUUUAGGGCCGACAUGCAGCAGGCUGGCGAAUCCAGGUUCGGGUCAGAUCCAGCUGUGGCAGUUCCUCCUGGAGCUUCUCUCCAACAGCUCCAACUCGUCCUGCAUCACGUGGGAAGGAACCAACGGCGAGUUCAAGAUGACGGAUCCGGACGAGGUGGCGCGGCGCUGGGGCGAGAGGAAGAGCAAGCCCAACAUGAACUACGACAAGCUGAGCCGAGCCCUGCGCUACUACUAUGACAAGAACAUCAUGACCAAAGUGCACGGCAAGCGCUACGCCUACAAGUUCGACUUCUUACGUUCGGGUCAGAUCCAGCUGUGGCAGUUCCUCCUGGAGCUUCUCUCCAACAGCUCCAACUCGUCCUGCAUCACGUGGGAAGGAACCAACGGCGAGUUCAAGAUGACGGAUCCGGACGAGGUGGCGCGGCGCUGGGGCGAGAGGAAGAGCAAGCCCAACAUGAACUACGACAAGAUGAAGUUUGUUGGAUUUAAAACACAAAUACUAUAA
Sinocyclocheilus grahami is the source of this 1631-nucleotide messenger RNA. Its product is annotated as transcriptional regulator Erg-like. Lineage: Eukaryota; Metazoa; Chordata; Actinopteri; Cypriniformes; Cyprinidae. Gene Ontology annotation, cellular component: nucleus. The coding region runs from base 465 to 1631 and encodes 388 amino acids. The transcript is spliced from 10 exons. Gene Ontology annotation, molecular function: sequence-specific DNA binding; DNA-binding transcription factor activity, RNA polymerase II-specific. The record is from RefSeq and is a predicted model, not a curated record. Gene Ontology annotation, biological process: cell differentiation; regulation of transcription by RNA polymerase II.